This is a messenger RNA of Laetiporus sulphureus 93-53, 927 nucleotides long. RefSeq lists its product as uncharacterized. Gene Ontology annotation, cellular component: RNA polymerase II transcription regulator complex. The coding region runs from base 1 to 927 and encodes 308 amino acids. The record is from RefSeq and is a predicted model, not a curated record. NCBI's taxonomy places the organism in Eukaryota, Fungi, Basidiomycota, Agaricomycetes, Polyporales, Laetiporaceae. Gene Ontology annotation, molecular function: transcription cis-regulatory region binding; DNA-binding transcription activator activity, RNA polymerase II-specific. The transcript has 2 exons.
AUGUUGGGACACGCCCCGUAUCACUCCCAGCAGCCUCAGCAGGCGCAGCAGCCUCAGUCCGCCCCGCCCGCCACCAUCAGCCCCUCCGACGCCCAUGCUGUUUCCCAGCAGCACCCACCUCCGCCCCAGCCACAGCCCCCGGGCACCUUCCAGACCCUCCGUCUACGCGACGAGCCCCCGCCCGUGACCCACCAAACACCUGUCCGAUCUCGCAAGCGCAAGUCGCCAUCAUCAGCAAAUACAGAGCAGCAGCAGUCCAUCCAGCCGGGUCCCCCGCCCCAGGGGCCCCCACCACCAGGGAUGCAUCCCGCUCCACCACCAGGGAUGCACCCGCUCGCACCCCCGCACGGCAUGGUCCCACCACCCCAUCUCGGUGGCCCACCAAUGCCUCCGCAUGGCUACCAGUAUCCGCCGACCGACUACACCACAGGGGGUAUGCCCCCGCCCCCACCACAUCCACAGGGCCCACCCCCACCUCCACCACAGGAGGGGCAGCCCUCGUCUCCUUCUGCCUCCUCUGGGCGCACCCUCAGCCAGACAAAGCGCGCCGAGCAGAACAGAAAAGCUCAGCGCGCAUUUAGGGAGCGGAGAGACCAACACGUCAAGGCGCUCGAAUCGCGUUCCCAAUUGCUAGAUGCAGCGCUCGCGUCUGCGGACGAGGCGAACCGACGAUGGGAAGAGUGUCGUACGCUGGUGGACAGUCUCAGGAUUGAGAUCACGAGUCUCCGCGGGGCGCUAGGCGCGCUUCAAGACGAGAACGCGAAGCUACGUGCAGCGCUGGGCCAGCCGGUUCUCGAGCCAAACGGUGUUGAACCAUCCGCGACAAUCUCUGCACCCUCUCAGGAGCAUACACUUGUAAACAACAACUCUGAACAGAAUGGGAUACAGGAUGGCGGUGGAGGCGAGAAUGGAGGCGAGAAGGACUGA